Messenger RNA from Neolamprologus brichardi, 769 nucleotides. The record is from RefSeq and is a predicted model, not a curated record. NCBI's taxonomy places the organism in Eukaryota, Metazoa, Chordata, Actinopteri, Cichliformes, Cichlidae.
AAAAUGAUGUUGCUGUGGUAUGAGGAAGGCUUCAGAGUCAUCAUUUUGACCUCUAAUCUCAUCAGAGCUGACUGGUACCAGAAAACACAAGGGAUGUGGAUGAGCCCUCUGUUCCCUCGGUUACCAAAGGAAAGCAGUGCAAGCGCUGGUGAGUCGCCCACCUUCUUUAAGAGGGACCUGCUGGAGUAUCUGGCAUCGUACCGCGCUCCAGAACUUGAAGAGUGGAUCCAGAGAAUCAAAGAGCAUGACCUGUCAGAGACCAGGGUAUAUUUAGUUGGCUCAACCCCAGGAAGAUAUGUAGGUUCAGAUAUGGAGCGCUGGGGCCACCUGAGGCUGAGGAAGCUGUUGUACGAGCAUACAAAUCCUAUUCCUGGCGAGGAAAGGUGGCCAGUGAUUGGCCAGUUUUCCAGCAUCGGCUCUAUGGGAUUGGAUAAAUCUAAGUGGUUGGCGGGGGAAUUUCAGCGCACCCUGACCACACUAGGAAAAUACUCUCUUCGCCCAGACCCUCCUGUGCACUUGGUCUGUCCAACUACAGCAAAGAUAAUGCUGUUUGCUGCAUGAUCAGAUUUAAAAGAACUGUCUGCUGGUGUAGUCACUGAGUUUAUUAAGACAGGAAACUUUUUCACUCAGGUUUUCAGACUUUUUUUUUCUUAUAUAUUUGAAAACUUUAGCACUAAAUAAUCAAUCAAGCAGUUGCCCACUUCGUAUAUAUUCAGGGUUUUGCUGUUCCACUCUUACUUCCAGUCAUUCCUUUUGUUAGAAAACUUUG